Oppia nitens is the source of this 1967-nucleotide messenger RNA. Its product is annotated as catalase-like. The coding region runs from base 128 to 1861 and encodes 577 amino acids. Gene Ontology annotation, molecular function: catalase activity; heme binding. Gene Ontology annotation, cellular component: mitochondrion; peroxisome; cytoplasm. Gene Ontology annotation, biological process: hydrogen peroxide catabolic process; response to hydrogen peroxide. NCBI's taxonomy places the organism in Eukaryota, Metazoa, Arthropoda, Arachnida, Sarcoptiformes, Oppiidae. The record is from RefSeq and is a predicted model, not a curated record. The transcript is spliced from 7 exons.
CAGUGUAUUUUGCUUUUACUUGUAUAACAAGUGUUUUCUUUGCAUAAUUUGAAAAACAAUUCAAUUAAUUUUUAUGUGAUCAACAAAUACAUUUAAAUUUGGAUUAAAAUAAAUAUUACUAAUCAAAAUGAGUAUAACAUACGGUGUUUGCCUCUUAUUAAUAUAUUAUCCAAUUAUCAUUAACGGUGCCAUCAAUGGAUCAAAUACUGAACAAAUGACUCAGUUGUUUGGUCGUCCUGUCGGACAUAAGACCAAUCUGUUGACGGCUGGAUAUCACGGACCAGCUCUUCUACAAGAUGUCCAAUUUUUAGAAGAGAUGGCACACUUCGACAGAGAGCGCAUACCUGAGCGUGUAGUUCACGCCAAAGGUAGCGGUGCUUUCGGUGUGUUUCGGGUGACAAAUCCGCAGAUCACGCGCUACACUAAUGCAGCUUUAUUUAGCACUUCGGGAAAAAAGACUGAAGUGGCCGUCCGAUUCUCUACAGUUGCGGGCGAAAAGGGUUCGGCUGACACUAUAUUUGGUGAUCCGCGCGGAUUUGCCGUCAAGUUUUAUACUGAAGAAGGCAACUGGGAUCUGGUGGGUAAUAAUGUUCCCAUAUUUUUCAUACGUGAUGCCAUGCAAUUUCCAUCACUAAUUCACGCCAACAAACGUAACACCGCUACCGGGCUUAAGGAUCCCAACUAUCUCUGGGACUUCAACUCAUUGAGACCCGAAACACUCAAUUUGAUUACCUAUAUGUUCAGUGAUUUUGGUAUACCUGAUGGCUGGCGUCAUAUGCCUGGGUUUAGUAUACAUGCGUUUAAAUUGGUCAACAGUGACGGUAAGCACGUGUACGCAAAGUUUCAUUGGAUACCGAAACAGGGCAUCAAAAACUUGGACGUCGACACUGCCACACAAUUGAGAGGCACUGACCCCGACUAUGCCAGACAAGACUUGUAUGAAGCUAUAGCUAAUGGAAAGUACCCCUCGUGGACAUUGAUGAUACAGGUUAUCACCGAACAGGAGGCACGAAGAUUCUCAUUUAAUCCAUUUGAUGCCACAAAGAUUUGGCCGAUAGAUAAAUACCCACUCAUUGAAGUGGGUGUCAUGACAUUGAAUCGUAAUCCGAGUAACUUUUUUGCCGAAGUCGAACAGAUAGCUUUAUGUCCGGCCAAUUUGGUGCCCGGCAUUGAGCCGUCACCCGAUUUACUAUUAGCCGGCAGACUGUUUUCAUAUGGAGAUACUCAAAGAUAUCGAUUAGGUUCAAAUCAUCAGCUGAUUCCCGUAAAUCGGGCCAAAAAUAAGGUAAUGGCACCGACACAGAGAGAUGGAUCAAUGCGUACGGAUGACAAUGAGGGCAAUUCGCCCAACUAUUUCCCCAACUCUUACAACGGUAUCAGCGAUAAACAACGGAUGAUGGACUCAAACAUUACGCUCAAUGACAACCGUAACGAUGAGAUUGUUGUUUUCAGAUACGACGACAAAGAUGACCACAACUACGAACAGCCCCGAGAUUUCUACCGAUCGCUGACAAAGGAUUGGAGGGAACGGUUACAUCGGAAUAUAGCCAUGGCUUUGAAGGGCGCCCACGGAUUCAUCAUUGAUAGACAACUCAAAGAGAUAAGCAAAGUCGACCAGAACUAUGCCGAUGGUGUACAACAAGAGCUGACCAAAAUAAUUAAAAAAAAUCCCAAACGACAGACUAUUAAUACAAAACCAGUAAAAACAGCGACCCGUCGGGUGAAGACAUCUUCGAGAAGUGGUUCACGAAAAAGAAGUUCAGACGAUAGCAAUAAUAAUGGCAGCGAAUGGAUAGAUAAUGGUUGGCGAAGAAGUGGAUCGCCGUCUACUAGUAGACGAUAUUAUGGCAAUAAUGGCUGAUUUAAUGACUGAAAAAAUGACACAAUUUUUUUUUAUUAAAUAAAUGCCAAACAUAUUAUUAUUGUUAAUCCAGUUAUGAAGUGAUGCUUAAAACAAGUUUAAGUAA